CAAACACACAACCAAACACAGGAGUCACUUUUGGGGGAGAGGGAGGUUUGUCCGAUCGGCGUUGGGCGAAACAAAAAAUGAUUCCAGCCCCCGCAUCACUGUCCGCCGUCAACCAGCAACGUAAAGACGCGACAAAUGACGGGCGAGGCUUUAGGCGCAUCGAGUCAUGGGCGCGAGGAGGGGAGGUGGUUUGGGAGGGGGCGGAGGUGGCCUGACGAGUAAGGAAGCAAGACGGCAGAGUUCGGCCCAAUCGUUCAUGGUUCUCAAUGGCGGCGACCGCUCGACUUGGAUUUCCUCAACCACGCUUUAUACCAUUUUGCAUGGCUUCACUGGCGUUCAUCGAGCUCGAGCUCGAGCUCGCGACAGUAUUGGCGUUUAUUUUUUAUAGUAGGGGCUUUACUUUUUUAUUAUCUUCCGUCUUCUUUCGCUGUUGUCUUCAUCCCACAAUUUUUCUUAUCCGCUUGCAUUUACACGGCGUUGGAUACCGGUCAACGAUCGAAAUCGGCACUUGGUCGUUUUCUCUAUUACCCUUACCGACAUCUGUGGGCCCCCUCUUCGAUGGCUGCACUGGUCGGACCGUAGCGUUGGAUAGAGGUGGAGGUGGUGGUGGCGAGCGGCUCUGCCAAUCCCACUUCUCCCUUUUUGAUGCCUUUUUCCCAUUUAGACAAGGUCUCGUGCACGCACGCUUUAGGCACGUCGGGAUGUGUUUUUUCUUUCUCUUUUUCUUUUAUUGUUCGUUUCAGACCAAUCGUUAUUGUGUAGUAUAGGCCACGGCGAUGGCAUACGAGGCAAGCUAGUCCCCCAUGUCAAAGGUAGUCUCAGUCUAGUAGAUCCCGGAAAUGGCAGCCCGUCACACCAAAAA
Molecule: messenger RNA, 862 nt
Organism: Aplosporella prunicola CBS 121167
Lineage: Eukaryota; Fungi; Ascomycota; Dothideomycetes; Botryosphaeriales; Aplosporellaceae
Exons: 1
Coding region: 267-767 (166 amino acids)
Source: RefSeq, a predicted model, not a curated record